AUUUCCUAUUUUUUUUUUUUUUAAGGCCUCUGCAUUGCAGUCGUGAACCUUCCCAACGACCAUUCUAACCCCACUCAGCAUGGACAGAGACAACGAAGAGAUUACGUUCACCAUCAACAAGAACUAUGCGGAGAAGUACGAGCAUGCCAAACGUGGCCAGGAGCUGUCUUCAAUUCGCGACAAGUACGGAGACUUGGGACAGACCCGACUUUCUGUAAUUGCAGAACGUCAGCACAAAUACGGCUAUACUAAGAACGCCGAUUACGAUUACGACUCGUAUGACUCUGAAGAGGAUGAGGAGGAGGACGAGGUCGGCGAGCUGGUCACGCCGGAGGUCGACGGACAGAUCAUGAAGACCAUUGGACUGAUCCGUGCACAGGACCCUAAGAUCUACGAAGCCACAUCCCAUUUCUUUAUCCCGGCCGAGAUGGAGAAGGCGAGACAGCAAUGGAAGGAGAAGCAGGCGCAGGAAAAGAAGAAUAAGCCGAUGAACUUGAAGGAUUAUCAUCGCAAGGUCCUGCUCGAGGAUGGCGGCAUGGUGAACGAUGAGAUCGAGGAACGGAAGGUCAAGGAAGAGUCUGAGAUGACACAUGUGGAGCAGCAGGAGUACCUGAAGCGGGAAAUGAAGAAUGCGUUCCUGGGUGGCGAUGACGAUGACGAGGAUACGGAUUCGUUCUUUACUCAAAAGGCCAAGACCAAAGAGGAUGAGGAUGCAGAAGAGGACGACUAUAAGCGGUUUUUGAUGGAGAGCAUGGGCAGUAAGAAGGGCGGUGUCGAGGCAUUCCAGGAUUGGAGAGAGUAUAAGAACGCGCCGGAGAUGGACAAGGAUGAAGCCUUCUUGAUGGAUUACAUCCUGAACCGGGGAUGGAUCGACAAGUCGCAAAAGAAAACCCCUCACUAUAAGGAGAUUGUCCGCGAGGAAGAAUACGACGACCUCGUCAAGUCCGAGGAUGAACUCGAUGCAGCUGAAGACUUUGAAUCCAAGUACAACUUCCGCUUCGAAGACGCUGAAGGAAAUUCAUUGAUGGGCUAUAGCCGCACAAUCGACGAUUCUGUCCGUAACAAGGACGAUAAGCGAACGCGCCAACGCAAAGCAGCCAAGGAGCGCAAGAAGGAGGAAAAGACUCGACAGUUGGAGGACCUCAAACGCGCCAAGAACAUGAAGAAGCAGGAAAUCUUUAACAAGCUGAAGCAGAUUCAGGAGAUCACCGGCAAUAAGACCGUCGGUUUUGAAGAGAUUGAUCUGGAGACUGAAUUCGACCCUGAGGAUUACGACCAAAAGAUGCAAAACGUCUUCAGUGAAUCGUACUAUGAUGGCGAUGAAAACGAAAAGCCCGUCUUUGAUGAUGAUAUCGAUACUGCCGAUUACGAGCUCGAGGACGAUAACGAUGACGAGAACGGAUCGUCUGUGGAGGACGAUGAUGAGGCCGGACAGCAACCUGAGGAAGCCGAAGUAGACGAUGAGGCCUACCCGCCCGAAUACGACAACGGUGGGGAGAGUUAUGAGGGCUACAACGACCAGGAGUACUAUGACGAAUCUUAUGACUACGACCAAGGCGGCGACGAGGAGGAAGUGCUGAUGGACGCGGAUUAUUUGCCCGGCGGAGAAAAUUACGGAAAACCUCUGGAGAAGAAGAAGAAAGAGACCAAGAAAGAGAAGGCCCAGCGGGAGAAGGAAGAGAAGCGACUUGCGAAGCAACAGGCCCGCGCCAACGGAUCCACAGAUCCUGCAGCCAUCCGCACGGCUGUCGCAGCGAUCGGAGCCGCCAGAAGCGUGCUGGACUCGGACAAACAAAAGAGGGACUUUAACUCUUACCUGGAUGAGUACUACCAGCUCGACUACGAAGAUAUGGUGGGGGAUCUGCCGACUCGAUUCAAGUACCACAAGGUCAAGCCCUCAGCGUUUGGAUUGACGCCUGUGGAGAUUCUGUUGGCGGAUGAUAAAGACUUGAAUGAGUUUGUAUCGCUCAAGAAGUUUGCGCCGUACCGUCGUUCGGAUGAACAGGAGGAGGAUAUCCGGAAGUACGGCAAGAAGAACCGUGUGCAGAUGUUCAGACAUAAGCUUAAGAGCCAGAUCAAGGAUCAGGAGCUCGAUAAGGACUGGGAUCCUAUCAAGAGGCGUAAGAAGGAACUGGAGAGACGGGAGCGUGAAGAGAAGGCUGCAUUGAAGAAGGGACAGGACGACGAGGAGGAGGAAGGCGAGAGCAGCAGCAAGAAGAGCCAGAAGAAGAAGAAUAAGGCCAAGAAGCGCAAGAGCGAGGAUACUGAUGAUGACGACAACGGCAAGGGGAAGGAUAACAAGGAACCAAAAGCAGAGGACUCUUUAUCGCGGAAAAAACAGAAGACGGAUGGCGCCGGAGAGGACAUGAUGAAGGAUAAGAAGGACAAGAAGGAGAAGAAAGAGAAGAAGGAAAAGAAGGACAAGAAGGAAAAGAAGGAGAAGAAGGAGAAGAAGGACAAGGAGUAAUAAGCAC
Molecule: messenger RNA, 2474 nt
Organism: Gamsiella multidivaricata
Lineage: Eukaryota; Fungi; Mortierellomycota; Mortierellomycetes; Mortierellales; Mortierellaceae
Product: KRI1-like family C-terminal-domain-containing protein
Exons: 5
Coding region: 80-2467 (795 amino acids)
Biological process (GO): endonucleolytic cleavage in ITS1 to separate SSU-rRNA from 5.8S rRNA and LSU-rRNA from tricistronic rRNA transcript (SSU-rRNA, 5.8S rRNA, LSU-rRNA)
Cellular component (GO): nucleolus; 90S preribosome
Source: RefSeq, a predicted model, not a curated record